AUGAAAUCGUCUGACUUCAUUUUCUUUUUUCUUUUACUAUUAUGUGAAGGAUGUUUAUGUCUAUCUAAUUCAAGUGAUAUUAAUGAAAUUGAAAAAUUAAAUGUUAAUUUACAUGAAAUAAAUAAUCAUGAUAUAGGAAAACAUCAUGGAGUUCAGGUUGCAUCUUUUAGAUGGGAAACAGUAAGAGCUCCAUUAGUUUUGACAAUGUUUAUUGCUGCUAUGGGAUUAUUUAAAGUGAUUUACCAUACAACUGGAAUAUUUAAAGAAUUUGUUCCAGAAUCAUGUUGUUUAAUUAUCCUAGGAAUGAUUUUAGGAUUUUUCUUUAUAGGAGAUUCUAAUCAUGAUAAUAUAAAGUUUUUAGAAUUUGACUCAAAUAUCUUUUUUUUUUACCUUUUACCACCAAUUAUCUUUGAAUCAGCAUACUCUUUAAAAGAUUCAGCAUUUAUUGAUAAUUUAGGAACUAUUUUACUUUAUGCUGUACUUGGAACUAUCUUGAAUAUUGCAAUUAUUGGUGGGGGAUUGGUUGCCUUGGAUUCAUAUAAUUUAAUGGGAGACUUCAAAAUUGAUCCACUUGAUGCAUUUUUAUUUGCCUCCCUCAUUGCUGCUGUUGAUCCUGUAGCUGUUUUGGCAAUUUUUAAAGAAUUAGGUGUCAAUAAAAUGCUUUAUUUUAUGGUUUUUGGUGAAUCAUUAUUAAAUGAUGCUGUAACAGUAGUGUGUUAUAAUCUUGUAACUGAAUUUAAAGAACUUCCAGAAAUAACACUACAUGACAUUGGUAUGGGUGCAGCAUCAUUUAUAUGUGUAGCAAUUGGUGGUUUUUUAAUUGGAUUAUUUUAUGGAAUACUUUCUUCAUUCUUUACAAUGUAUACAGAUUCUGUUAGAGUUGUAGAACCUAUAAUAUGUUUUGGUUUGGCAUAUUUAGCAUACAUGUCAGCAGAAUUAUUUCAUUGGUCUGGAAUAAUUGCUAUCAUUGUUUGUGGGUUAUUUCAGGCACAUUAUACAGUUCACAAUUUAUCACAUAAAUCAACUGUUACAAUAAAUACUCUUGCUCAUGUCUCAAGUACUGUUACAGAAUCAUUAAUAUUUAUUAUUCUUGGAGUAAUGGUGGUUAAUGAAGAAAAAUGGAUAUUUAGUGAUUUUCAUCUUGGAUUUUCAAUUGCUGCAUUAAUAUUUUGCCUUUUUGCAAGAUUUAUUAUUGUUUUUAUAUUAACAACUAUAGUUAAUCAAUUUACAGGUGGUGUUAGGUAUAUUUCAAGAAAUGAACAAAUUAUAAUGUUUUAUGGUGGUUUAAGAAGUGCAAUAAGUUUUAGUUUGGCAUUCUCUUUAAGUAAUACUGUUCAAUGGUGGUACAAUAAAAUUUUUAGUAAAAUAUCUUAA
This is a messenger RNA of Strongyloides ratti, 1374 nucleotides long. RefSeq names its product Na+/H+ exchanger family and Cation/H+ exchanger domain-containing protein. Gene Ontology annotation, molecular function: sodium:proton antiporter activity. Gene Ontology annotation, biological process: sodium ion transport; regulation of pH; proton transmembrane transport. NCBI's taxonomy places the organism in Eukaryota, Metazoa, Nematoda, Chromadorea, Rhabditida, Strongyloididae. The transcript has 3 exons. Bases 1 to 1374 code for a protein of 457 amino acids. Gene Ontology annotation, cellular component: membrane. The record is from RefSeq and is a predicted model, not a curated record.